This is a messenger RNA of Balaenoptera ricei (Rice's whale), 1125 nucleotides long. It is a transcript of the gene SLAMF9, whose product is annotated as SLAM family member 9. The record is from RefSeq and is a predicted model, not a curated record. NCBI's taxonomy places the organism in Eukaryota, Metazoa, Chordata, Mammalia, Artiodactyla, Balaenopteridae. Gene Ontology annotation, cellular component: external side of plasma membrane. Gene Ontology annotation, biological process: T cell activation.
AUGAGAGACUCAGCCCCUCAGGAUCUUCUGCUGCAGGAAGUGGAUCCCUACUCAGCUGUGUGCUGCCCCGGUUCCUGCGUCCUGUCCUCUGCUCACCUUGAGACCCACCAGCCGAGUUGUGGAGCUCCUCCCCUCCGAUCCCCGUUCUACCUCAGUGGGGACACCCUGCGGAACCACGUGACUCCCUAUGGUGGAGCCGUCUCCUUCCUCUUCCCGGUGACGUCAGAGGAGGAUGCUGGGAACUACGCCUGCGAGGCUGAGAACAGUGUCUCCAAAGAGACAAGCAAGCCUGAGACACUCUCCGUGGAGGCCAAAGGGGACUCUGGAGAUGGUGUGGAUCCCAAGGAAGUGGUUGUGGUCCUUCAGGAGUCCAUCACUCCCCUGGAAAUACCAUUGGAUGAAGAGGUUGAGAACAUCAUCUGGUCCUCCCACAUAAGGCUUGCCACUGUGAUGCGGGGAAAGGGACAUCCGGCUACCAUCAUGGUGACCAACCCUCGCUAUGAGGGCUGAGUGAGCUUCCUGGAGCCCACCUACUCCCUGCACAUCAGCAAUCUGAGCUGGGAGGAUUCGGGGCCUUACCAAGCUCAAGUUAACCUGGGGAAGUCCCAGAUCUCUACCAUGCAGCACUACAAUCUUCGUGUGUACCGAUGGCUGUCACAGCCUCACAUGACUGUGAACUUUGAGAUCUCUGAGGAAGAAGACUGUAAUAUGUCCUUGACAUGAUCCGUAGGGAAGGCAGGCCUGCAUGUGACCAACUGCUGGAUAUCCUGGGAGGACGGCACUGACACGGCCCACGAAGGCUCUGUCCUCAGCACGUCCUGGAGGCCCGGGGACAAGGCCGUCUCCUACACAUGCCGGGCAAACAGCCCCAUCAGCGACAUCAAUUCCCGUCUCAUCCCUGCUGGGCCCUUCUGUGCAGAUCUUGGCUACCCUUCGGAGAAGUCCUCCACCUCCUUCUGUCUCCUGGCCAAGGCAUUGCUCAUCCUCUUGCUUUUUGCAAUUCUUGCUGUGGGGCUUUGGCUCAUCCGAGUCCAGACAAGGUGCAAAAUGCCAAGAAUGAAGAAACUCAGGAGAAACAGAAUGAGACUGAGAAAGAAAGGGAAGCCUGGCCCCAGCCUGGCCUGA